AUGGCACUACAAAAGGCGGGCGAAGACGUCAGUGUAUAUGGCAAUGCGCCUUGGAAAGACUUCACGGCAAUGGACUUGGCUCAGGCUUUGGUCGCCAGUCGCAAUAAGCGCAUCGACCAAGGACUCAUCGAAGGAACACCAAUCAUAGGUGGUGACUAUGAGCGAAAGCCGCGAUCCAUCAGCUCCACCAAAAAGAAAGAUAUCCUCCGUAUACACACAGCUCCAGCAAAAGAGCCCGAACCGAUCUCGAAACGCCAACUUCUGUUCAUUUUGAGGAGCCUCCAUUCACACCUUAAAAUGAUCAAGAAUGCUGCUAUUGACGAGGCAAAAUCCUCACAGCACGGCAGCCCACAAGCGGGAGCAGAUGACACAACUGCCACUGUCAACCCUUACCCAGAACUCUGCAGCACACCCGGGUUUGAGCUUGACGGGACACCUCUCACACAUAUCAGGAUCAUUAUGGACUGUUUUCCGAAACCCAUGAUAUCGGAAAAAGCCCAAAUGUUGGUCCGCACGGUCUUGCACCAUCAACACGAACUUCGCUCUUACCACCAGCAGUGCGGAGGAAUUGACGGUGGUAGAAAACACUACUUGGCGUGCCUAAAAGAAGUCUACUAUAUUCAGAGGACUGAGCUGUGGCGCGAGAUGAUGAAGAGCGUGAGUGUUGAUACUGAUAGUGAACUCGGACAGCAGGUGGAGGCUAUUGUCAACGAAACUUUUGUCAAUGUAGAUGAUCUGUAG
Messenger RNA from Alternaria triticimaculans, 741 nucleotides. RefSeq lists its product as uncharacterized. The transcript is spliced from 2 exons. The coding region runs from base 1 to 741 and encodes 246 amino acids. The record is from RefSeq and is a predicted model, not a curated record. NCBI's taxonomy places the organism in Eukaryota, Fungi, Ascomycota, Dothideomycetes, Pleosporales, Pleosporaceae.